Erythranthe guttata (spotted monkey flower) is the source of this 2417-nucleotide messenger RNA. The record is from RefSeq and is a predicted model, not a curated record. NCBI's taxonomy places the organism in Eukaryota, Viridiplantae, Streptophyta, Magnoliopsida, Lamiales, Phrymaceae.
AUGGGGGCGGCGGGGGAUGGGGGGCGGAGGGUGGUGGAGGCGCGUGUUUGGCGUGGGAGGACGGCGGUGCUGCCGAAUAACGGGAAUGGGCAUACUAGAAGGUUGGUAAAUGGGCUGACCGGUUAUGCUCUUCCGGGUCGGAUCAUGGCUGUUAUGGGUCCUUCUGGCUCUGGCAAAUCCACUUUCCUUGAUUGUUUGGCAGGUAGAUUAUCAGGAAAUGUUGUCAUGUCUGGUAAUAUUCAUCUUAAUGGCAAGAAAAAGUGGCUUCAUUACGGCGUCGUUGCGUAUGUAACUCAAGAAGAUAUCUUCUUGGGUACCCUAACGGUACGAGAAACCAUCAACUACUCGGCCUUCUUAAGGCUCCCAAGCAGCACAUCAAAACACGAGAUAAACGAAACAGUAGAAAGCACAAUUACCGAAAUGGGCCUCGAAGAAUGUGCUGACCACCUGAUCGGGAACUGGCAUUUGAGGGGGAUAAGCGGCGGUGAAAAGAAGAGGCUGAGCAUUGCGCUGGAGAUCAUAACACAGCCUCGUCUUUUAUUCCUCGACGAGCCGACUAGCGGUCUUGAUAGUGCCUCGGCCUUUUUUGUGGUCCAAGCACUUAAGAACGUUUCACGGAGUGGAAGAACGAUUAUUUCGUCUAUUCAUCAGCCUAGCAGUGAAGUCUUUUCCCUCUUCGACGAUCUUUUGCUUCUGUCGAAUGGCGAAACGAUUUACUUUGGAGAAGUGGAAUCUGCACUAGAGUUUUUUGUUGAGGCGGGAUUCCCUUGUCCACGUAAGCGGAAUCCUUCUGAUCAUUUUCUACGAUGUGUGAAUUCGGAUUUUGAUGAUGUGAAUAACACUUUGAUGGGUUCACAGAGAAUGAGAGAUAUAAAUGAUGCUUCUGAUCGAAAGAUAAUCAAUUUGACAACAGCAGAAAUACGAGCGAGGCUUCUUAUGAAAUAUCGUAACUCAAAACUUGCAGCGAGAGUUAAAGCUAGAAUCAAAGAAUUCUCAACUACUGACGUACCUGUUUUCGAGAAAACCAGAGGAAGCCAGGCGACAUGGUUUAAGCAACUUUCCACACUCACAAAGCGAUCGUUCACAAACAUGUCCCGAGAUUUCGGGUAUUACUGGCUAAGAAUCAUAGUGUUCAUUACAGUAUCCAUCUGUGUCGGUUCCGUUUUUCACAACGUAGGAUCCAAUUAUCACGCAAUUCUAGCAAGGGGAGCCUGCGGUGGAUUUAUAUCCGGCUUUAUGACAUUCAUGACAAUCGGAGGCUUCCCAUCAUUCAUCGAAGAAAUGAACGUAUUUUACAAGGAAAGGCUCAACGGACAUUACGGAGUCGGAGUGUUCAUUCUUUCGAAUUUCCUCUCUUCGUUUCCGUUCUUGAUUGCAAUAUCGCUUAGUUCGGCAUCCAUCACUUAUUUCAUGGUGAAGUUUCACCCUGGAAUAUUUCAUUUCGUGUAUGCAGCACUCGACCUUUUACUCUCUAUAGCUGUAAUCGAGAGCUGCAUGAUGGUUGUGGCUGCAGUUGUCCCCAACUUCAUGAUGGGGGUCAUACUCGGAGCUGGUCUAAUCGGUAUAAUGAUGGCUACAGCAGGUUUCUUCCGGCUCCUUCCCGAACUUCCGAUGAUAUUUUGGACAUAUCCCGUUUCCUAUAUCAACUACAUGUCAUGGGCUUUACAGGGAGCCUACAAAAACGACAUGAUUGGGAUCGAGUUCGAUUCGCUCUAUCCCGACCAACCAAAACUGAAAGGGGAAGAAGUACUAACCUCAAUGAUAGGCAUAACACUUGAUCACUCGAAAUGGUGGGACCUGGCAGCAGUUGCAGCCAUUCUCGUAGCUUACAGAUUGCUCUUCUUUUUCAUUCUCAAGUUGAAGGAGAGGGCUAUGCCGAUAUUCAAAACUUAUUACGCAAAGAGAACUCUUCACAAUCUUAAGCAGAGGCCUUCUUUCCGAAAGACGCUGCCUUUUUCUUCGAAGCGACAUUAUACUGUCCAUUCGUUGUCUUCUCAAGAGGGGCUAAACUCUCCGUUAAACUGAAACUAUUGAGGCUUUUACAUGGGGGUUUAUUUUCGAUUAUACUAUUAUCACAUUGUUACCUGCUAUGAAAUACUUAUAUGGAACUGUAGUGAUUUGUACCAACCUCGAUUCUCGGUUUCAAAGUGACAUUCUAUUACAUCGUACGAAUACGGGUGAUCUAUACAUUAGUAAUGUCAUUAGAUACAAUAUCAAAUGCUAUGUUUCCAUAUUGCUUCCAUAUUGUUGUUCUAUUCAUCUAUUGUAAAAACCAAAAUGUUCAGCUCAAAGCUUUAUUUCUCGAAGAACUACUUAUUUUGGUUAUUGAUAACAAUUAGUAGGAGAAAUAAUGGGAAAAGGAUCGGAUAAUCUAAUAAAAUAAAUUUCUCACAAGUGGUAAUUAAUUUCGUAUUAAC